AUCCGAGGAUGGGUUUGCCUCUAUGUACCAGCUCAUAUUUCGCCUCCAUUUUCUUUCCGCUUCUGCAAAUACCUCUGAAUAAUAUCGUGAUUUUAUGUUAGAUUCAAUUUUUCAAUCUUUGUGUGAUUUAGGCCGUUAUGAAUGUCUCUUUCGAUACCUUUUCCUCUCAAUAUUUUUUGCUAUUACUCUCACUGAAAGGGGAUUUUGGCAGUCUUUUUGUGAAUUGGUCUUCUCUCAAACAGAGUUUGAAACUGGAUCCUGUGAAGCAAAACCUCAGAAUUCUGGCCUUUGAUUGAAUUAUAACGUUGUAGUUCCGCGUGAUGAGAUUAAGCAUCUUUGGCCUGCUGAAGAAUCAUGACCAUGAAGGAAAAUUGUAAAGAAACCACCUUUGACUCGAGAUGUUUAGGGCAGAAAACUGAUACAGUAGCAUUUGGAAGUAAAGAAAAGUAUGCGGUAAAUAUUUCUAGGAUGGAUGCCAGUCUAGCAGAAUUAGAGGCAAAAGAUAGAGAUGACUGUUCGAACUUUAAAGUUUCCGAUGACUCUUCUAUUGAUAAUGAAAAUCGAAUGGCAGCUUCUCUUUGGAAGGAUGGUCAAAAUGGACUCUCACAUCAUCUAAUAAUAGAUAAUGAAACAAUAGAUUUUUGUGUAAAAGAAAGUAAAGAUAGACAAUCACACCAUGUAAACAGUUGGGAUAAGGAUGCAGAUUCAUUAUCUUCGGACUCGUUUGAUAUGGAGAAAGAGCAGGGAAGUCCAGUGUGUAAAAGUUUUGACACAAUUGAAGAGUUAGCAGAUUGUAAUGUAAGUGAUUACAGAGAUUCCAGUUCUCCAUUGUUCACCGAUAACAAUGUAUUGGAAUGUUGUCUUCCAGAGUUGGAGGUUUGCUAUAGAGAUAUUGAUUGUGAAACGUCAAGGGAUAUAUGUGUCGAUGAAGGGAGGCCUGAGAAAGAUUCAAAUGCAAUAGAAAGUUCUAUGUUUCCUCUGUCUUCUAAUGACAAUGACGAUCUUGAAGCCAGCGAAGAUCUAUCGUUGGAUGCCGAUAGCUUUACUGCUGACCAAUGUAGGAGCAAAGAUGAUAAUUUUGGCAAAAUGUUCAUCUCUCGGGAAAAGCUAGAUUCUUGCCUAGAGAAUGCAGUGGAGACGAAUGAAGCAUGCUUUGGUGGAACUGGCAAGGCUGAGAGCGAUUCUUUGUAUGAUUUCCUUGGAGAUAGGAAACUUCCAAUUGAAACAUAUUCUAGUCUGCCUAACCAGGUUCUUGAUCAAGAAGCACUAGCUGGAUGUGCUGCUUCAUCAUCAGACGAGGCAGGAGGCAUGGGGAAUGAUGUUCGAGGUAGCUGCCUAGCAUACAAUAGCAGGAUUGAAAAUGAAACCAUUAUUUUCAAUUUCAGCUCCCCUGAUGGGUUGAUAGUUGGAAACAGCAUGGCUGAAGAUGUUGAGGAACGGUCUACUAAGUUGGGGGAUGUAAAUGCUGAAAAUCUUCCUGCUGUAAUGGAAACUAGUAUUCAGUGCACAAGCGACUUGCCGCAACAAUCCCUACUAAGCAAUGAAUGGAAUUCUGAUAGUGGGUCCACUACAAAUGAAGGAUCCCCGAACAAUAUACAAGCGAAUUCAGAUGAUGGCCUAGGUCAGUCUCCUAGCAACAAAAGCCCAGCUGCCACAAAUGAAGCACAUGCUUCUGAGGCAAACAACGAUAAAAGGGAAUCCGGAGACAUCCCAGUUGCUAACCAGUUACAACAAGAUAUGGGGGAAACAAGCUUCUCUGCAGCUAGCAUGAUCACUUACUCUGGGCCAAUAGCUUAUUCCGGGAGUGUCUCUCAUCGAUCUGAUGGAAGCACAACGAGCGGAAAAUCUUUUGCUUUCCCAGUAUUACAGUCCGAGUGGAAUAGCAGCCCAGUUCGAAUGGCGAAAGCAGAUGUGAGAGGUUUUAGGAAACACAAGGGUUGGAGAUCAGGUCUCCUCUGCUGUAGAUUCUAAGUGAUAGCUUUAUUAGUAAAGAAAUAUACGUGUGAAAAUUUUAGAAAUGGAGAAUUGUAAGUAUGUGUUUUGAUUGUCAGAGCUGCUGCCAUGUGAUAUUUAUUUAGUGUAUACAUGAGCAAGGAUUAAGCUAUGUCCAACGUUUUCUUUCAUUCUUUCCUCUCUUGUUAAUUUAUGUGUUAA
This is a messenger RNA of Salvia hispanica, 2154 nucleotides long. RefSeq names its product 18S pre-ribosomal assembly protein gar2-like protein. Gene Ontology annotation, biological process: regulation of asymmetric cell division. The record is from RefSeq and is a predicted model, not a curated record. Lineage: Eukaryota; Viridiplantae; Streptophyta; Magnoliopsida; Lamiales; Lamiaceae.